Spirometra erinaceieuropaei is the source of this 1071-nucleotide messenger RNA. Lineage: Eukaryota; Metazoa; Platyhelminthes; Cestoda; Diphyllobothriidea; Diphyllobothriidae. The record is from the annotation of a GenBank genome assembly.
AUGGUUCUGACGGAGUUGCUGAGGCUAAAGGAAUCCAAAUCACCAGGUCCCGAUGAGAUUCCGGCGAAGAUUUUAAAGGAACUCGCCGGUGAGUUGUCUAAGCCACUCUCCAUGCUUUUCCAUACAUACUUCGAGACCGGAUAUCUGCCACCCGACUGGAAGUCGGCGUGGAUUACGCCGCUGUACAAGGGCGGAAGUCGGGUCUCUGCGAACAAUUACAGACCGGUCAGCCUCACCUCCAUUUGCUGUAAGAUUAUGGAGAAGAUAAUAAAGCAACAACUAAUGCAGUUCCUUGAACAAAACCAUUUGCUUUCCGAUUCUCAGCAUGGAUUCCGAAAAGGCAGAUCCUGUGUGACAAACCUGCUCUACUGUCUGGAACACUGGACUAGGGCUGUUGAUAGAGGAGAUAUGGUGCAUGCCAUCUAUAUCGACUUUAAAAAGGCCUUCGAUAGUGUGCCUCACCACCGCCUUCUAUACAAACUUAGCCGUGCAGGAGUGCGGGGUAGGCUUCUGAUGUGGAUUCGGAGCUUAUUAAUCGGCCGCUCUCAAGCCGUCCACGUCGGUGACCAACAAUCUGCCGAGGCUGCCGUUAAGAGUGGUGUUCCCCAAGGCUCUGUUCUUGGCCCUUCACUGUUCCUCGUAUACGUCAACAACUGCGCAAACGAACCGGAUUGCAAUUUCGCAAUGUUUGCCGAUGACAUAAAGAUCUGGAGUACCAUACGAAGCGAAGUUGACGAGGCGCGACUGCAGACAAGUCUGGACCACCUCGAGCAAUGGUCGAAAGACUGGCUUCUACCGUUCAACGUAAACAAGUGUACUUUCCUACGCGUCGGCAGAACCAGUUCUCCUAACCACACGGUCUACCGCCUGACUGGCAAACCACUGCAAGAAGUCGACGCCCAGAAGGACUUGGGUGUUUGGAUCACAACCUCGCCUAAGCCUUCGCUGCAAUGUUCAAAGGUGGCCAAGUCGGCGAUGUCCAUGCUAUACCUUGUCAAACGGGCGUUCUCCUCCUUUGAUGAAGGCUGCUUCGCCAAGGUCUUUCAAACUUUUGUGCGACCGCAUCUGUAG